CUAUAACUCCGCGUAUAUAAGUCAACUCGUUGAUCUAGCAACAUGACAAUCGCAUCUGAAUACCUACAAUAAGCGCAUCCGAAACAUUAGAAAUGCGAUUUUUAGUGCUCGUAUUGGCACUAUGCUUGACAUCCGCUCAAGGUCACGUAGUACAAGUACGAGACAGACAAAAGAUAGUUGGGGUAACGGAGACCGAUGAUUGGUGGAAGACUGGCGUAUUCUAUCAGAUAUAUCCAAGGUCUUUCAUGGACGGAGAUGGAGAUGGUGUUGGAGACCUUAAGGGUGUCAAGGCUAAAUUAAAGUACCUAAAGGACAUUGGAAUAACAGGAGCUUGGUUGUCUCCUAUCUUUAAAUCUCCAGGUGUCGAUCAAGGCUAUGACAUUUCUGAUUAUUAUACCGUCGAUGCCGUCUUUGGCGGGAACGCUGCAUUAAAAAAGGUAUUAUGGGAAGCGAAAAUGCUUGGACUAAAGAUAAUCCUGGACUUCGUACCGAACCACACCAGCGAUCAAAACGAGUGGUUCAAGAAAUCCGUCAACGGCACCGACGGCUAUGAGGAUUACUACGUUUGGAACGAGGGGAAAGUCGACAGUAACGGAACAAGAGUACCUCCCAAUAACUGGGUUUCUAUCUUCAAAGGGUCUUCGUGGACUUGGAACGAGCAAAGAAAGAAGUUCUACCUCCACCAAUUCGCUACACAACAGCCUGAUUUGAACUACUCCAAUCCCAAGGUUAUGGAAGCGAUGAAGAAAGUGUUGACCUACUGGCUGGACCAGGGCGUAGACGGCUUCCGAGUGGACGCAGUUCCUUACAUCAUGGAGGACAAAGAACUGCGCGACGAACCUUUAACGCCCGGUCACAAGUACGACCAAAACGACGUCGACUGCGUCGAACGCAUCUACACCAAGGACAUCGAUGAAACGUUCGACGUCGUCUACGCCAUUCGUACUCAUGUGGAUGAGUACGCGAAGAACAAGAAAAUCACCACCAGGUCAGUACUAGUUUGAUAUCGAGGCUACGCUGUUAUAGAGGCAGGUGUUGAAGAGGGAGUCAGUCAGUAUGUAAGGAGUAGUCGACGCGAGCGCGAACCACUCCCAGUUGUUAGUUACAUUAUUUGAAUAUUAUUACAGAGUAUUGAUGUCGGAAGCAUACGCAGACCCUGACAAGACCAUGCGGUACUACGGCACCAGUGAUGGUAAGAAGCUGGGUGCUCAUUUCACUUUCAAUUUUAAUCUGCUGACCAUGAUCCAAAAUAAGGACUUCAAAGUUGCUGACAUCGCGAAAGCGAUCAACUUGUGGAUGGGCAAGAUGCCCAAGAUAUACACUCCGAACUGGGUGCUAGGUAACCAUGACAACCACCGUAUAGCAUCCAGACUCGGCUCCGAAAACGUGGAUCCGUUCAACGCCCUGACAGCCUUUUUACCGGGCGUCAUGGUCACUUACAACGGCGAAGAAAUCGGCAUGACGGACGGUCACGUGACCUGCGAAGAAGGCCAAGACCCCGUCGCGAAAAAAGACUGCAGCACGUACAACGCGACGUCCAGGGACUUCGAGCGUACGCCGAUGCAAUGGGACGACUCGAAGAAUGCCGGGUUUACCGUCAACGAGAAGCCUUGGUUGCCCGUGGCUGAUAACUACAAGGAACUUAACGUUAAGAAAGAGAAAGCGUCACCCACUUCUCACCUGAGCAUCUACAAGUCCUUGAUCCAAUUCAGGAAGAAAUACGUGAAUAGGCCUUCGAAGAAGGACAAGCUGAUUGUAGGUGGGCAGAGCAAAGUUUUGAAGCUCUACAGAGAGCGGGAUGAGGGCAGCUAUACUCUUCUUUUCAACGUUGCUGAUGUACGUCAAAAAGUUGAUCUCGUUAAGCAAAAGCUUUUGCUUACUACCAAGCCGAGUGCGCAACGUCAGAUCGGUUCGAUUUUGGAAGACAUUACGUUGGAACCUCACGAGACUGUGAUCCUGAAAACAGCGUAAAUCGCUAAGAAGAAGAUUCAAAUACUUGUGAUAACUCAUGUUACCUGAUUUGAUAAAAUAAAUGCCAUGUAUUCUCACGAGGUGUCUGAAUUUAUUUAAUAAAAAAGCUGCAUUAGUAGCGG
Molecule: messenger RNA, 2093 nt
Organism: Acanthoscelides obtectus
Lineage: Eukaryota; Metazoa; Arthropoda; Insecta; Coleoptera; Chrysomelidae
Source: the annotation of a GenBank genome assembly